Molecule: messenger RNA, 1779 nt
Organism: Hordeum vulgare subsp. vulgare (domesticated barley)
Lineage: Eukaryota; Viridiplantae; Streptophyta; Magnoliopsida; Poales; Poaceae
Product: protein STAY-GREEN, chloroplastic-like
Exons: 3
Coding region: 546-1391 (281 amino acids)
Source: RefSeq, a predicted model, not a curated record
GUCCCCGGCACGCCACUGAUGGCUUGACCGCGUACUCUUUCCCCGCUCCCCUCUCCCUCUCCCUCUCCCUCGUCCGCGACGGAGCUUUGCUCGCCCCGUACACAACCGCGACGUUUCCCGACCCCUCCACAUCCACCACCACCCUCCCUAACCCACCCCCCCUAUAACUCCCUAACCCGAGCUGACCGACGAGCCAACCGGCAGUGCCACUUGAGGAACAAACGACGAAUCCUAUUGAGCUCCCUCCCCACUGCCUGUGCCGCACGCACACGCGACCCCAGACGAUCCGCCGCUAGCUCCGGAGAAUCUGGUCGCCGCUCGAUUUCUUCUCCCGGUUGAGCGAGGCGUGCAAGCUACACCGUGCCCCCUUGCUCGCUCCCCGCCGGUUGGUUAACUAGCCGGCGACCCCGGCUCCAGAUCCUGCUUCAUAGGCUUCCUUUCUUGGAACCUGGUUCAGCUCCCACUUCUGGUUGCUUCCGAGGUGAAAGCAAAGACAGAGCACAAGAGCCCGAGUGUUAGCAGGGGAGCUAGCUAGCCUAGCAGACAUGGCCAUCGCCGCUGCCGCUGGCGCCUCCACCAUGUCCCUGCUCCCCAUCUCGCACCUCAAGCAGCUGCAGCUGCAGCGGCGCGCGCGCCCCGGGCGGGUGCUCGUGCUCGGCCGCCGGAGGCGAAACGUCGUGCCGAGGGCGCGGCUGUUUGGUCCGGCCAUCUUCGAGGCGUCCAAGCUCAAGGUGCUGUUCGUGGGGGUGGACGAGGAGAAGCACCCGGGGAAGCUGCCCCGGACCUACACGCUCACCCACAGCGACGUGACGGCGCGGCUGACGCUGGCCGUGUCGCACACCAUCCACGCCGCGCAGCUGCAGGGCUGGUACAACCGCCUGCAGCGGGACGAGGUGGUAGCCGAGUGGAAGAAGGUGCAGGGCGCCAUGUCGCUGCACGUCCACUGCCACAUCUCCGGCGGCCACUUCCUGCUCGACCUCAUCGCGCCGCUCCGCUACUACAUCUUCCGCAAGGAGCUCCCCGUGGUUCUGAAGGCGUUCGUGCACGGCGACGGCAGCCUGUUCAGCCAGCACCCGGAGCUGGAGGAGGCCACGGUGUGGGUCUACUUCCACUCGAACAACCCCAACUUCAACCGCGUCGAGUGCUGGGGCCCGCUCAGCGACGCCGCCGCGCCAUACGAUGACGAAGCCGCCGUCGACUCCCCAGCCGCCGACGCAGCCAUGGCGGCCACGGCGGUGAACACGGCCGCGGACGAGCAGGCGACGCGCGCGGGCCAGUGGCCGCGACGGUGCCCCGGGCAGUGCGACUGCUGCUUCCCGCCGGAGUGCCUCAUCCCCUGGCCGCACGAGCACGAGAUGGCCGCCGACGCCGGCCAGGCGCCGCCGCAGUGAAGCCGGACACAGAUUAGCCGGCCGGUCGAAUCGUUCAGCUCGCGAAGGUACAUACGUAGACGGAUGCAACGCAACGCGACGCAGCCCAUGCGGUGGCGGCAAGAGACCGCCAUCGCAUGCAUGCAUGCAUGCGCCGCGCUAUUCUUUAAUUGGUACGUAGCUUGGUAAUCAAUUAGCUCAGCCGUAGUGCAUUCUCAGGUUAGUCAGGUAUAAAUGUAACGCCAUGGUUUGUGGUAAUCUAGCUAGCUAGCUAGCCAAACCCAGGCUUUGUAAAUAAAAAUUGAAUGCAUUAUCAGUCGUCGUUGUUGUACGGGCAAAGAAAGGGACUCAUUCGGGGUGUACAUUUUAAGAUCGAUGCUGCAACAAGAUCCCACUGUUCAUCUGUACA